Molecule: messenger RNA, 11449 nt
Organism: Silurus meridionalis
Lineage: Eukaryota; Metazoa; Chordata; Actinopteri; Siluriformes; Siluridae
Gene: zanl
Product: zonadhesin, like
Exons: 69
Coding region: 12-10676 (3554 amino acids)
Cellular component (GO): membrane; extracellular matrix
Molecular function (GO): protein binding; calcium ion binding
Source: RefSeq, a predicted model, not a curated record
ACCAGUUAGCUAUGGACGAUAUAAAAUUAAUAUUAUUUUUAACAUAUAUAAGUGGCAUCUUUACAUUUGGAAAUACUGUGAAUAGAAAUGAUUUUAGUGAACAUGCUGUUGUUAUAGUGGCUUGUGACUUCAAUAACAACAAACAGCCCUUCUGUGAUUUUCGGCAAGAUGUUAAUGAUGACAGUGACUGGAUUCGCCAUAAUGGUCCCACACCUACAUCUGGCACUGGACCCAGUGGGGACUAUCCUGAUGGCAAGGGUUUCUACAUAUACCAAGAAGCAGAUAAUGUCAGUAAUGGACAGAAAACACGCCUACUAAGUCCUGUGAUCAGCUCCACACCAGCUCAGAUUUGCGUGCAGUUUCGGUACUACAUGUAUGGUGCAGAUGACAGCAACACUUUGACCGUGCUGGCUAAACGACCUGGUGCUGAGGAAAUGCUCUGGCAGAAAACUGGUAUCCAGAGUCCAUCAUGGCUCGGUGCAGCUGUAACUGUGUCCCAACCAACAGGACAGUCUGUUGAGAUUAUAUUUGAAGCAAUGCGUGGCUUUACUUCAUCCUGUGAUACAGCUUUGGACAACAUUAACAUCACAGAAGGAGCUUGUCCUGAUUGUAUAACUGAGUGUGACUUUGAUAAAAUGGAUGAGCUCUGUGGAUGGACAAACCAAGUCUCAGUCCCCACAAUGUUUGGUUGGACUUUUUGGAAUGGACCCACUGAAACACCUGGUACCGGUCCUGAGGAUGAUUUCUCCAAACCAGGCUUAGGAUUGUACCUCUUGAUGGAUUCAUCUGAAAGUGUCCCAGGGGCCUCAGCUCAACUGUGGAGUCCAUCUAUAUCAUCAACUUCUUCAAACUGCUUGCAACUGAAUUUCCAUUAUUAUAUGUAUGGCACUGCUGCAGACAUGGAGCUUAAUGUCCAUGUUGUCAUCAUCGGAGGAACACUAGGAAAUCCUGUUUUCAGUCUUAAAGGAAACCAAGGACAAGGAUGGAAGCCAGCAGAGGUCAAAUACGCUACUUCAAGCAAUAUACAGUUUGUAAUUGAUGGUGUGUAUGGAAGUACAGAAGAGACAGAUAUUGCGAUAGACAGUGUGUGUAUAACAACUUGUGAUGCUGACAUAACAACCACAACGCCUACAACAACUGUUUCAACUCCAAAACCUUCAACACCUCAGCCAUCCACACCUAAACCAACAACUCCAAAACCCACUACAGCUCAACCAUCAACACCAAAGCCCUCCACACCUCAGCCCACAACUCCAAAACCCACUACAGCUCAACCAUCAACACCAAAGCCCUCCACACCUCAGCCCACAACUCCAAAACCCACUACUCCAACACUGCCAACAACAACACCAGUGAAGUGUCCUCCUGAUGCUGAGUACAUUGAAUGUGGUCCAGCUUGCAUUCCCAGCUGUAAAGACCCCUCCACCAACUGCACAGGCUCCUGUAUCAGUGGAUGUUUCUGUAAACCAGGUUUUGUGUUCAGGGGAAAACGUUGUGUUCCUAUUGAGACGUGUGGAUGUCUGGAUGAAAAUAACAACUACUACGAGCCAGGAGAGAUUGUCUUUGGGAAUGGCUGCUCCAAGCUGUGUCGCUGUGCAGGCAAUUAUACCCUGAACUGUGUGGACAACAGCUGUGACCCUUCAGAAGAAUGUCGGCAAGUGGGAGGAGUCUAUGGCUGUUAUCCUAAAGACACUUCAACGUGUAUCGCCUCAGGUGACCCACAUUACACCACCUUUGAUAAGAAGAACUAUAACUUCAUGGGCAACUGCACUUACUUAAUGUCAGAGCCAUGUAACAGCACAGAUGUUCCACACUUCGCUGUUUAUGUUGACAAUGAGAAUCGCUACAACAUUCCCACAAUCAGUUAUGUGAGUGCUGUCCAUGUCCAUGUUCUGGGAGUGAAGGUGUCCAUCCUGAAAGACGGCAUUGUGCAGGUGAAUGGAACCAAAGUGAACAUACCACUGAGCCCUGUUCCUGGAGUGGACAUCUUCAAACAGGGAACACUCUACACAGUGUCCAUGAACUUUGGUGUGACAGUUCGCUAUGAUGGAAACCACUAUAUGGACAUCAAAGUUAUUAAAGACUAUCAGGAUAAGCUUUGUGGCCUGUGUGGAGACUAUAAUGGCAACGUUAUGGAUGAUUUCCGUACUCCCACUGGUCAACUGGUCAGCAGUCCAACUGAGUUUGGCAACAGCUGGAACACAGACCCUGACUGCAACAAAACCCCAGUCGACCCAAAUCCUGGCUGCACAGACACAGAAAAGGAUCUUUAUGAGAGUCCUGCUUACUGCGGAAUCAUAUUGGACAGCAAAGGCCCAUUUGCUGUCUGUCACCCAAAAGUCAAUCCUAAUAGUUUCUUCCAAAACUGUGUAUUUGACCUGUGUGCUUUGGGUGGUCCUCACUCUGCACUGUGUGAAGCGAUUGAAGCCUACGUAAAUGAGUGUCAGGACCGUGGUGUCACCAUCGGACCCUGGAGAAACAGUACCUUCUGCCCUCUUACAUGCCCACCAAACAGCCACUACAACCCCUGCGUGUCUCCUUGCCAGCCCUCCUGUAACCCUCCUCCACCUAGCCAGUGCACUGGACCCUGUUCUGAAGGGUGUGUGUGUAACCCUGGAUAUUUACUCAGUGGUGAUAAAUGUGUGAAGGCAGACACUUGUGGCUGCAAGUAUAAUGGACAAUAUUACCAGAGCGGAGACAAGUUCUACACUAAGGACUGUGAGUUGCUGUGCAAAUGUGAUCCUCCAUUUGUUACCUGCAAUGCUGCAGAAUGUCCUUCCAUGCAGCAGUGUGGUGUGCAGGGAGGAGAAAUAGGAUGCUACCCAGUGGACUCACAGGACUGUAUUAUUUCUGGAGACCCUCAUUACAACACCUUUGAUGGUAAAUUUUACACCUUCAUGGGAACCUGCACCUACACGCUGGCCCGUACCUGCAGAAACAACACUGGCCCCUGGUUCUCUGUGGAGGGAAAAAAUGAAGAGAGAGGAAUCGCUGGUGUGUCUUAUCUCAAGAAGUUGUAUGUGACUGUCAGCGGCAUCACUGUAACGAUGAUGAAGAGCAGAACCACCCUGGUGAAUGGUCUUAAGGUGGCUCUACCCCACUCUCCUUCUCCUCUAAUCUCUUUAACAUCAGCUGGACAGUAUGUAAUCCUCAGCACUCCUUUUGGUCUGGAGGUACGCUGGGAUGGCAACCACUACGCUAAGAUCACUGUGCCCAGUACUUACUAUGAUGAGAUGUGUGGCUUGUGUGGAGACUACAACGGAAAUCCCAACAACGAUUUUAAGAAGCCAGACGGUUCCCUGGCUGGAAGCUCAGACCAGUUUGGCAACAGCUGGCAAACUGACAAAGAUGAAGAUGAAAAGUGCAAGCCUGAUGUCACACCUGACCCACCAUGUGAACCAAGUCUUGAGGUUGAAGUGUCGAAACCAGACAAAUGUGGAAAAAUCAUUGACACUGCAGGGCCAUUCAGGGAUUGUAUAAAGGUGGUCGAUCCUCUGCCGUUCUUCCAGAGCUGUGUGUUUGAUAUGUGUCGCUAUAACGGACUGCUGCAGACUCUGUGUGAUCAGCUCCAGGCUUAUACUGAUGCCUGUCUCAGUGCAGGAGCGCCGGUGCACCAAUGGAGGGAGCCAGACUUCUGUCCUCUGGUUUGUCCCCCUAACAGCCACUACUCUAUGUGUGUGAGUUCGUGUCCAGAGACAUGUGUGGGUGUGAGUGGUCCACCUGGCUGUGGACAGAAGUGUGUUGAAGGCUGCAAGUGUGACCCUGGCUUUGUCCUGAGCAACAACAAGUGUGUGCCUCUCAAAGACUGUGGCUGUGUCGACCAUGACGGCUCCUACCACCCUGUGAAUGAGACCUGGUACCUGGAAGGCUGUGAACAUCAAUGUGUGUGUCUAAGUGGAAAAACUAUUGCGUGCUACAGCACCAGCUGUUUGCCUACAGAGACCUGCCAACUUCUGGAUGGAGAGUACAUCUGUAAACCAAAUGAUGGACACACAACAAAACCACCAACACCCCAGCCAUCUACGCCUAAACCAUCCACACCUCAGCCCACAACUCCAAAACCCACUACAGCUCAACCAUCAACACCAAAGCCCUCCACACCUCAGCCCACAACUCCAAAACCCACUACUCCAACACUGCCAACAACAACACCAGUGAAGUGUCCUCCUGAUGCUGAGUACAUUGAAUGUGGUCCAGCUUGCAUUCCCAGCUGUAAAGACCCCUCCACCAACUGCACAGGCUCCUGUAUCAGUGGAUGUUUCUGUAAACCAGGUUUUGUGUUCAGGGGAAAACGUUGUGUUCCUAUUGAGACGUGUGGAUGUCUGGAUGAAAAUAACAACUACUACGAGCCAGGAGAGAUUGUCUUUGGGAAUGGCUGCUCCAAGCUGUGUCGCUGUGCAGGCAAUUAUACCCUGAACUGUGUGGACAACAGCUGUGACCCUUCAGAAGAAUGUCGGCAAGUGGGAGGAGUCUAUGGCUGUUAUCCUAAAGACACUUCAACAUGUAUCGCCUCAGGUGACCCACAUUACACCACCUUUGAUAAGAAGAACUAUAACUUCAUGGGCAACUGCACUUACUUAAUGUCAGAGCCAUGUAACAGCACAGAUGUUCCACACUUUGCUGUUUAUGUUGACAAUGAGAAUCGCUACAACAUUCCCACAAUCAGUUAUGUGAGUGCUGUCCAUGUCCAUGUUCUGGGAGUGAAGGUGUCCAUCCUGAAAGACGGCAUUGUGCAGGUGAAUGGAACCAAAGUGAACAUACCACUGAGCCCUGUUCCUGGAGUGGACAUCUUCAAACAGGGAACACUCUACACAGUGUCCAUGAACUUUGGUGUGACAGUUCGCUAUGAUGGAAACCACUAUAUGGACAUCAAAGUUAUUAAAGACUAUCAGGAUAAGCUUUGUGGCCUGUGUGGAGACUAUAAUGGCAACGUUAUGGAUGAUUUCCGUACUCCCACUGGUCAACUGGUCAGCAGUCCAACUGAGUUUGGCAACAGCUGGAACACAGACCCUGACUGCAACAAAACCCCAGUCGACCCAAAUCCUGGCUGCACAGACACAGAAAAGGAUCUUUAUGAGAGUCCUGCUUACUGCGGAAUCAUAUUGGACAGCAAAGGCCCAUUUGCUGUCUGUCACCCAAAAGUCAAUCCUAAUAGUUUCUUCCAAAACUGUGUAUUUGACCUGUGUGCUUUGGGUGGUCCUCACUCUGCACUGUGUGAAGCGAUUGAAGCCUACGUAAAUGAGUGUCAGGACCGUGGUGUCACCAUCGGACCCUGGAGAAACAGUACCUUCUGCCCUCUUACAUGCCCACCAAACAGCCACUACAACCCCUGCGUGUCUCCUUGCCAGCCCUCCUGUAACCCUCCUCCACCUAGCCAGUGCACUGGACCCUGUUCUGAAGGGUGUGUGUGUAACCCUGGAUAUUUACUCAGUGGUGAUAAAUGUGUGAAGGCAGACACUUGUGGCUGCAAGUAUAAUGGACAAUAUUACCAGAGCGGAGACAAGUUCUACACUAAGGACUGUGAGUUGCUGUGCAAAUGUGAUCCUCCAUUUGUUACCUGCAAUGCUGCAGAAUGUCCUUCCAUGCAGCAGUGUGGUGUGCAGGGAGGAGAAAUAGGAUGCUACCCAGUGGACUCUCAGGACUGUAUUAUAUCUGGUGAUCCCCAUUACAACACCUUUGAUGGUAAUUUCUUUACCUUCAUGGGAACCUGCACCUACACGCUGGCCCGCACCUGCAGAAACAACACUGGCCCCUGGUUCUCUGUGGAAGGAAAGAAUGAAAAAAGAAUAAUCCCUGGCAUAUCAUACCUUAGAAAGUUGUAUGUGACUGUAGAUGGCAUCACUGUAACGCUGAUGAAGAGCAGAACCACCCUGGUGAAUGGUCGUGAGGUGGCUCUACCCUACUCUCCUUCUCCUCUAAUCUCUUUAACAUCAGCUGGACAGUAUGUAAUCCUCAGCACUCCUUUUGGUCUGGAGGUACGCUGGGAUGGCAACCACUACGCUAAGAUCACUGUGCCCAGUACUUACUUUGGUCAGAUGUGUGGUUUGUGUGGAGACUACAACGGAAAACCCAUCAAUGAUUUUACAAAGCCAGAUGGUUCCCUGGCUGGAAGCUCAGAUCAGUUUGGCAACAGCUGGCAAACUGACAAAGAUGAAGAUGAAACGUGCAAGCCUGAUGUCGCGCCUGAUCCACCUUGUGACCCAAGUGUUGAGGCUGAAGUGGCUAAACCAGAUAAAUGUGGGAAAAUUAUUGACACCAGUGGACCAUUCAGGGAUUGUAUAAAGGUGGUCGACCCUCUGCGAUUCUUUAAAAACUGUGUGUUCGAUAUGUGCCACUAUGACGGACUGCUGCAGACUCUGUGUAAUCAGCUCCAGGCUUAUACUGAUGCCUGUCUCAGUGCAGGAGCUCCAGUGCACCAAUGGAGGGAGCCAGACUUCUGUCCUCUGGUUUGUCCCCCUAACAGCCACUACUCUAUGUGUGUGAGUUCGUGUCCAGAGACAUGUGUGGGUGUGAGUGGUCCACCUGGCUGUGGACAGAAGUGUGUUGAAGGCUGCAAGUGUGACCCUGGCUUUGUCCUGAGCAACAACAAGUGUGUGCCUCUCAAAGACUGUGGCUGUGUCGACUCUGAUGGCUCCUACCACCCUGUGAAUGAGAGCUGGUUCCUGGAAAGCUGUGAACAUCAAUGUGUAUGUCUAAGUGGAAAAAUUAUACAUUGCAGUAAAAGCAGUUGUCUUCCUACAGAGACCUGCCAACUACUAGAUGGAGAGUACAUAUGUAAACCUAAAGAGCCUAUCAUUUCCGGAAUUUGCUCUGUGUCUGGGGACCCCCACUAUACUUCUUUUGACCAGAAGGUCCAUCACUUCAUGGGCUCAUGCUCUUAUACACUCACAAAGCCCUGCAAUGAGACAUCAUGGUUGCCAUACUUCACUGUUGACACGCAGAAUGAACAUAGGGGCAAUAACAAGAAAGUGUCCUAUGUCAAAUCGGUCAUCAUCAAUGUGUAUGGAAGUAAGAUCAUUCUAGGCAAAGGACGUAAAGUUCAGGUAAAUGGAGUUCAGGUGAUUGUGCCCAUCACUCUGCCCAAUGCUGUAAAGAUCUUCCUCAGUGGAAAGUUUGUAGUGCUGGAGACAAAAUUUGGUCUGCGUGUGCGCUUUGAUGGCAAUCACCAUGCAGAUGUCAGUAUUCCUGCCGCUUACAAAGGCCUGUUUUGUGGAAUGUGUGGAAAUUACAAUGACAACCCAACAGAUGACAACAUAAUGUCAGAUGGCAAACCUACAAGCAACACAAAUGAGCUUGGAGAGAGCUGGCAGGUGCCUGAUGAUAGACCAGAUUGUAGUCAUGGAGGUGGAGAUAUUGAAUGUAAUAAAGAUAUUGAGAGUGAAGCUAAGAAACCAACUAGUUGUGGAAUGAUCACUGAUCCUGAUGGAAUCUUCAAAGCAUGCCAUAAUGUUGUGCCGCCUAACCCAUAUUUCGAGAACUGUGUGUUUGACCAGUGUGGCACAGGUGGAUCUGCUGUGGCCCUCUGCCAGGCUAUUGAAAGCUAUGCGGACCUAUGUGCCCAAGCUGGGGUGCCAAUUAACUGGAGGAACAACACUUUCUGUCCUCUAAAAUGUCCUGUUGGCAGUCACUAUGAGCACUGUGCUACUGCAUGCCCUGCAAGCUGUCAGGAUCCUGGAUCAGCCAGCACAUGCACACAGCCAUGUGUAGAAGGAUGUGUUUGUGACAAAGGACUUAUAUUGAGUGGAGACAAAUGUGUGGCCUUCAGUCAGUGUGGAUGUACUGAUAAAAACAGCUACUACAGACCUGUGGGCGAAAGCUGGUUUACUAAGGAUGACUGCUCUGAACGGUGCAUGUGUUAUCCUUUGAACAAUGUCACAUGUGAAGCCUGGAAGUGUAGCCCUGCACAGGAGUGUAAAGUUCAAGAAGGCCAGCUGGGCUGUGUGAAUACAGGAGUGGGUAUUUGCCACAUAGCUGGUGAUCCUCAUUACUACACCUUUGAUGGUAUCAUGCAUUCCUACAUGGGCACAUGUACUUACACUUUGGUGGAAGUGUGCAACAGCUCCAUGGUGACUCCAUUUACCAUUGUGGCCAAAAAUGAAGAGCGUGGCCAGCCUGAAGCCUCCUACGUUCGUUCUGUCACUAUAUUCCUUCCAGGAGCUAAUGUCACACUGAGCAAGAGCAAGAGAGUACUGCUGGAUGGGCAAAGGAUUCGUCCUCCGAUGGACAUUGCUAUAGCCAAGGCCAGGGUGUUCACUAGUGGUGUCAACAGCGUGCUGUCAACUGACUUUGGCCUCAUUGUCCAGUUUGAUGGUGUUCACCAUGUAGAGAUCACUGUACCUGGAGAUUAUUUCAACAAGGUAUGUGGUAUGUGUGGAAAUUACAAUGGUGAUUCCAAUGAUGACAACUUAAUGCCAAAUGGCCAGCCAGCCAAAGAUGUCAUAGAGUUGGGUAACAGCUGGAAGGCAGAGGGAGACAAGGAUCCUGGAUGUCAGCCAGACACACGUCCGGAUGUUCAUCCGAACUGCACAAAAGAGGAACUGAAUGUUAUCCAGGCUCAAUGUGCAAGCAUUAUCAUGUCAAACCAGUUUAAGCCCUGCCACUUACUCAUUCCUCCUGAACCCUUCCUGGGGAACUGCAUCUAUGACAUGUGCGAGUAUGAUGGCAUGGAGUCCACACUGUGCAACAACGUGGAGGCCUAUGCCCAGGCCUGCCAGACUGCUGGUGUCACCAUCAGCUGGAGAAACACUACCUUCUGUCCUCUUCCAUGCCCCCCAAACAGCCACUACUCAGACUGCACACCACCAUGCCCUUCCACCUGUGCAGACCUUUUCCCUAUUUUCUGUCCCCUGCCACCAAAUGGCUGUGUGGAGGGCUGCCAGUGUAAUGCAGGCUUUGUGCUGAGUGACGGCAAGUGUGUACCAUUUUCCAACUGUGGAUGUGUGGACAGCAAAGGAGAAUAUCAUGAUGUUGGGGAUUCUUGGGUGACAGAACAUUGUGUCCGAAAGUGUACAUGCAGUCAUGGAGGAGUACUGAGCUGCAAGAGCUUUCAGUGCGGCUCCACCUCCAUUUGUGCUCUGGACAACGAUGGCGAGCGCUACUGCAGACCUGAGUAUUUUGACAAGUGCACCAUUUCUGGAGAUCCCCACUACCGCACCUUUGACAAAUUCAACCACCAUUACCAGGGCCCAUAUACAUAUAUAUUAACCAAGGAUCAUGACCUACCCCGCUUCCUCACACCACUCACUGUGAGGGGUAAGAAUGCCCGCAGAGGUGGCAACAACCGCAUCUCCUACCUGCAUGAGGUAUAUGUAGAAGUGUAUGAUGUCAGCGUUCGCAUGCUCCAAAAGAAGAGGCUGCUGGUUAAUGGUGAGCGUGUUUUCCCGCCAUUGAGUCCUAACCAAGGCAUCAAGAUCUCCUUGAACUCCCGUUACCUUCAGCUCACAACUGAUUUUGGCCUUACUGUGCGCUUUGAUGGCAACAUGCAAGGAGAGGUAAUUUUGCCAAGCACCUACAAAACUCAUGUACGUGGCCUUUGUGGAAACUAUGACGGUCGCUCCAAUAAUGAGUAUGUGAAGCCUGAUGGAAGCCUUACCCGCAACCUUAAUGAGUUUGGUGAUAGCUGGAGAGUGAGUGACAAGCAAGGAGAGGCGUUUCAUACCUCAAACCUGCCACUGCUUGCCCAUUUGCACAAGAGAGAGGUGGAAGAAGAAUUAGACUCAGGCUAUGAGACAGUUGGAUGCACUGAAGCUCAGCUGGAGGAAGUUGCAGGGAAGAAACAGUGUGGUGCACUAAGUGACUCGUCAGGACCCUUUGCAUCCUGCCACGCCACAAUUUUGCCUGAUCAGUUCUAUGAGGACUGUGUGUUCGACUUGUGUGCAGAGCAAAGCAAUUCUCCACUGCGCUGUCAAAACUAUGCUGCUUAUGCUCUGGCUUGUCAGGAACAGGGAAUUGUAUUAGGUUCAUGGAGAACACAACUGGAGUGUGCCCUGUCAUGUGGUGCCAACAGUAGCUACACAACCUGCAUGACAGCAUGUCCAGCAUCAUGCGCUGACUUAGCAGCACCCUCAGAGUGUGAGCAGAACUCGUGCUUAGAGGGAUGUCAAUGCAAUCCUGGAUUUACCAUGAGUGGCGACAUGUGUGUUCCUUACAAUGAGUGUGGCUGCACAUUUUUAGGCCGUUACUACACCCUGAUGGAGACAUUUGUGACUGAGGACUGUGCUCAAAGCUGUGAGUGUACACCCACUGGUGCUGUUUGUAAACCCAAAGGCUGCAAAGACAACCAAGUCUGCGCCAUCUUCAACACCUUACGUGACUGCUACAACCAGGACCAAUGCUCAAGCGCACCAUGCUUGAAUGGUGGUACGUGUGUUGAGGGGGCAGACUUCAGCUAUACCUGCGUAUGUCCAAAAGGUUUUAAUGGAAACAACUGUGAGGAUAAAGUAGGCCUAGAUCAGACAACCAUCAUCCUUAUUGGAGUCUUGGUACCACUUGCGCUCAUCAUCAUCAUUACAAUAAUUAUUUGUGUCUGCAAGAGAUCAAAGAGAUACAGAAAAUACAGUUAUGAUACCAGUAGCAGUAACAGUCUACCAUUGGGAAAUAAAGAUCUUCCCUACACAAACUUGGCUGAAACCAGGAGAAGUGUGGACAGCACAGUGUUAAAAUCUUCUAACUUCUGAAUCAGCCAUAUGUUCUAAUUUUCAAUAUGAUUUUAUUUUGUAUUUAUUAAAAUGUGAAUAUUACAGGAAUUGGCACGUGAACAAGAACUAUUGAACUGCACUGGGAUUCUUUUGCCGAUUGUGAAUUUUUGAAUAAUUUUUCAUUACUUAUUUGUAAACCUUAGUGAAAUUGUUGGUACAAGGUGCAAUAAUCUUUUGAUUAAAUAAAUAAAAAAAUUCUAAACAGUAUGUUGUAUUAUUAUUAUUAUUUUUUUUUUUUUUAUGAAAUAUCACAACAAAUGCCCACAUCCAUUUAUUUGGGUCUUUCAAGUGCAUUACCCAGCAGGUAAUCAUACUUCGUCACAAACUUUCAACACAUUUUGUGAUUUAAACACUUUGGAUAAUAUGGGUAAACCUUUAGACAUCAGCAAAUCACUUGACAUUCCAAGAAAAAUAAAACAAUUGCAAUAAAGUGCUUAGAUGGAAAAAAAAAAAAAAAAGUUUAAUACAAAAAUAAUAAAAAUAAAACAUGUAGUCUCAUGUUUUUAGCAUGUUUAUGGAGUAGUACCAACUUCAAGUCUGCUGACUAACAGUUUGAAAUAGCUGAACCAAAAACCUAUUCAUUUGUUGAACAAUCCAAUAAUGAGACAUUCUUCCUACUGAAGCCAUGGCAUUUCACAUUUUCAUGCCUCAUACAACGAAAUAGGCUAGUCAGAUUGAUCAUAUUUGCAGAUUUUGGACUGAAGGAAAAAGCAAGAGAGCUUUUUAGCUUAAAAAUUUUAUGAAAUGCAAAA